AUGAUAUGUGUUCAAGGAUUGAAUUUAUGGCGAAAUAAAUCCAUAGAGGUCAACGAUGAGAUCUUCAAGGGCUAUCGGCAAGGAAGUCACGAGGUCGUGACAGCAUACGAUCUCUUGGACACGGAUAGGAACAACUUCAAUGUGACUAUUUGGUAUAACUAUACAAGCAAGAUCGAUGUACAAGAUAGGCGUGUAAAGUUUAUCCGAGUUCCUCGCUCAGUCAAUUUGGUUUCGAAUGCUUGUCUUCAACUUUUGCAAGGCCCAGGGACACAUAUGUUAUUCGAUUUUGUGAAAGAAAUGCCUAAACAAGAAACUAGGCUUCGCAUGGACAUGGCAUCUCUCAUUGGCCCCAUUUUCUUCACAUGGGCUAUUCUUCUUUUGUUCCCUAAUACCGAGAUUACUAGGGCUUGUGAAUAUCUGUUGAUUCUAAGAAUAUCCAGUAAACUAGGAUUUCAGUCUCAUCUUCACUCAUGUGAUCUUGACCUCAUUGGUCUACGAGAAGCAGAUGCGUCUAAGGAUCAUAAUGAAAAUGCAUGGACUAGGCGUUCUUCAUGCGAGAUCGAGUCACGAUGUUGGGAGGUCGGUCGAGCUGCCCUUGAGAUGCUCGGGUGUUCAGUAGGUGCCCGGAUGGUGAGGUUGGCUAAUCUUUCGGUCGUCUCCGCUCGCGCCUACCGUCCGGGGGUUGGCGAUGAGCUCCUUUGA
Messenger RNA from Arabis nemorensis, 702 nucleotides. NCBI's taxonomy places the organism in Eukaryota, Viridiplantae, Streptophyta, Magnoliopsida, Brassicales, Brassicaceae. The record is from the annotation of a GenBank genome assembly.